Neopsephotus bourkii (Bourke's parrot) is the source of this 1948-nucleotide messenger RNA. RefSeq names its product cystathionine gamma-lyase (gene CTH). Gene Ontology annotation, cellular component: cytoplasm. The transcript is spliced from 12 exons. Lineage: Eukaryota; Metazoa; Chordata; Aves; Psittaciformes; Psittacidae. Bases 41 to 1246 code for a protein of 401 amino acids. Gene Ontology annotation, biological process: transsulfuration. Gene Ontology annotation, molecular function: cystathionine gamma-lyase activity; pyridoxal phosphate binding. The record is from RefSeq and is a predicted model, not a curated record.
CGGCGGCGGCGGCGGCGGUGGUGGUGUCCGGAGCGCAGCCAUGGAGCGCGGCGGGGCCCGGGACUUCCUGCCGCCGUUCGCGCACUUCGCCACGCAGGCGAUUCACGCCGGGCAGGAGCCCGAGCAGUGGAGCUCGGCCGCCGUGGUGCCGCCCAUCUCCCUCUCCACCACCUUCAAGCAGCAGGCCCCCGGGCAGCACGCGGGUUAUGAAUACAGCCGGAGUGGAAACCCCAGCCGGAAUUGCCUGGAGAAGGCUGUGGCAGCACUAGAUGGAGCUAAAUACUGUUUAGCUUAUGCUUCUGGCUUAGCUGCUACUUUGAAUAUUACUCACCUCUUAAAGGCAGGGGACACGAUUAUCUGCAUGGAUGAUGUCUAUGGAGGCACAAACAGGUACUUCAGGAAAGUAGCCAUGAAAAUGGGUUUGAAUGUAGUUUUUGUUGACUGUUCAAAUAUUAAAUGCCUGGAAGCUGCAAUUACACCAGAGACCAAGCUUGUUUGGAUUGAAACACCCACAAACCCCACACUGAAGAUCAUUGACAUUCAAGCGUGUGCAGAUGCAGUACACAAGCAUAAAGACGUUCUUCUGGCGGUAGACAACACUUUUAUGUCUGCAUAUUUCCAGCGUCCUUUAUCUCUGGGGGCCGAUAUUUGUAUGUAUUCUGCCACCAAAUACAUGAAUGGGCAUAGUGAUGUCGUAAUGGGACUUGUUUCAGUAAACCGUGAUGACCUCUAUGAAAGGCUUAAAUUCUUACAAAACUCUCUUGGAGCUGUUCCAUCCCCCUUUGACUGUUACCUGUGCAACCGCGGCCUGAAGACGCUGCACAUCCGGAUGAAGCAACAUUUCCACAACGCGUUGGCUGUUGCUCGGUUCCUUGAGUCAGAUUCCCGGGUGGAGAAAGUCAUUUUCCCAGGCUUGCCUUCACACCCUCAGCAUGAGCUGAUCAAACGGCAGUGUACUGGCUGUCCUGGCAUGAUCACCUUUUACAUUAAAGGGAGUCUCAAACAUGCUGCUACCUUCCUCAAGAAUUUAAAGGUUUUUACACUGGCUGAGAGUCUGGGUGGCUAUGAAAGCCUUGCAGAGCAUCCGGCCAUCAUGACUCACUCUUCAGUGCCUAAAGAAGAUAGAGAAACUCUUGGAAUCAGCGAUACGUUAGUUCGCCUGUCGAUUGGUUUGGAAGAUGAAGAAGACUUACUGAAAGAUCUAGAUCAGGCCCUGACAGCUGCAUUUGCAGAGUGUAAAGCUUGAAGUCUAAGGCCAGAACUUGGAAUUGAAUGUGGAAAUACCUAAGAAAGAUGACAUGGAAAGCCAAAUUGUUAACGAUUUACCUUGAUUUGUUUCUGAGAAUUUGAAUCUGUUCAAUGGAAUCCCUGGAUCCCUGGGGAACCUUGUGCUGUAGGUUUAUUCUGCUGCUGCCAGGCUGUGCAUGGACCGUGCACUGUGACACACAGCCUGGGUUCUCCUGGGGUCCCUUCCUGUUCUAUUGUAAUCCCUUGGGUUUGGAAUUCGUAGAGUCAAUAAACUGUGUCUGAGAGCAGCCAGAUGCACACUCAGGAAUAUUAUCCUGGCUCUCUCAGUGAGGGUAGUGUUUCUGUUUGUCACGCUGGUGCUGCAGGGCUGUUCUGUCCAAGGGCUGGUUCUUGAUGUGACUGCUCCUCAAACUGCACAAGACGUUUUCUCAUCUCUUCUAACCCACCAGCCCAACUUGAGAAGUGCUGGGUUAGAUAUUUGUUGUUUAAUUAGGAUGGAAAUGUGGUUAAAUGUUUUUUCUCCUGUUGAUAUCUUACGGAGCAUUGAAAAUGAAGCAAGAUCCAAUACGUGGUAAACAAUGGGAACUUUUUAAAGAGGAUUCUUUCACUUAAAAAGUACAAAAUCAUCUGGUGUCAGUUAUGGUAAUCAUUUGAUUUAUAUUUGGAAUUGGAAUAUUAAUUAAAAUAUGCUUUGAAUCUC